AUGACCUGGAAGGAGAAGUCUAUAGCCUUAUUUGUCAAACUUCUAUCGGGAUUCUUACUACCAGUACCGGGAUCCUUACUACCAACCAGUAUCGGGAUCCUUACUACCAACCAGUAUCGGGAUCCUUACUACCAGUAUCAGGAUCCUUACUACCAGUAUCGGGAUAGUUACUACCAGUGCAGGAAUCCUUACUACCAAACAAUAUCGGGAUCCUUACUAUCAGUGCCGGGAUCCUUACUACCAACCAGUAUCGGGAUCCUUACUACCAGUACCGGGAUCAUUACUACCAAGCAGUAUCUGGAUCCUUACUACCAGUAUCGGGAUCCUUACUACCAGUGCCGGGAUCCUUACUACCAACCAGUAUCGGGAUCCUUACUACCAGUGCCGGGAUCCUUACUACCAACCAGUAUCGGUAUCCUUACUACCAGUAUCGGGAUCCUUACUACCACUGCCGGGAUCCUUACUACCAACCAGUGCCGAGAUCAUUACUACCAGUGCCGGGAUCCUUACUACCAACCAGUAUCGGUAUCCUUACUACCAGUGCCGGGAUUCUUACUACCAACCAGUAUCGGGAUCCUUACUACCAGUAUCGGGAUCCUUACUACCAGUGUCGGGAUCCUUACUACCAAGCAGUAUCUGGAUCCUUACUACCAGUGCCGGGAUCCUUACUACCAACCAGUGCCGGGAUCCUUACUACCAACCAGUAUCGGGAUCCUUACUACCAGUGCCGGGAUCCUUACUACCAGUCGGCUGUGGCAACCAGAUAAAGAUGCUGCAGCCGACUGUUAUAUAGAAAUGUUUAUUUCACUCACUCUCUCUCUCCGUUCAUCUCUCUCUCUCUCCAUUCAUCUCUCUCUCCAUUCAUCUCUCCCUCUAUCUCCCCUCAUCUUUUUCCACUCAUCUCUCCCCACUCAUCUUUCUCUCUCUUCAUUCAUCUCUCCCUCUCUCUCUACUCAUCUCUUUCUCUCUCUCUCCCCUCAUCUCUCGCCACUCAUCUCUCGCCACUCAUCUCUCGCCAUCUCUCUCCCUCUCUCUGCUCAUCUCUCCCCCCUCUCUAUUUCCCAUUCUUCACUCCAUCUUUCCACUCAUCUCUCUCCCUCUCUCCCUCUCUCUCUCCACUCAUUUCUCUCUUCCUCUCUCUCCUUCUCUCCACUUAUCUCACACUCCAUCUCUCUCCCUCUCUCCACUCAUCUCUCUCCCUCACUCCACACAUCUCUCUCCCCCACUUUCCACUCAUCUCUCCCUCCCCACUCAUUUCUCUCUCUCCACUCAUUUCUCUCUUCCUCUCUCUUCUUCUCUCCACUCAUCUCACAUUCCAUCUCUCUCCCUCUAUCCACUCAUCUCUCUCCCUCUCUCUCCCUCACUCCACUCAUCUCUCUCUCCACUCAUCUCUCUCUCCCACUUUCCACUCAUCUCUCUCCCUCUCUCUCUCCCCACUCAUUUCUCUCUUCCUCUCUCUUCUUCUCUCCACUCAUCUCACACUCCAUCUCUCUCCCUCUCUCCACUCAUCUCUCUCCCUCUCUCCACUCAUCUCUCCCUCUCUCUCCCUCACUCCACUCAUCUCUCUCUCCCACUUUCCACUCAUCUCUCUCCCUCUCCCUCUCCCCACUCAUUUCUCACUUUCUCUCUCUUCUUCUCUCCACUCAUCUCACACUCCAUCUCUCUCCCUCUCUCCACUCAUCUUUCUCUCCUUCUCUCCACUCAAUUCUCUCUCUCUCUCUAUCUAUCUAUCUAUCUAUCUCUCACCCCUCUCUCUCUCUCUCUCUCUCCCCACUCAUCUGCGAAUAUUUUUGUGGUUGGUGA
Acanthosepion pharaonis is the source of this 1803-nucleotide messenger RNA. The record is from the annotation of a GenBank genome assembly. Lineage: Eukaryota; Metazoa; Mollusca; Cephalopoda; Sepiida; Sepiidae.